CGACUGUACGGUGCAGUCGUGGUGUUGAAGCGGUGGCGUAGCGACGGCGUCGACGACAGACACGCGACGGCGACGAUUGACCGUAUACCGCACACACAGUUGUGAUAAUAAUAAUAAUAAUAAUAGUCGUGUUGUUAUUCGUUUUCGCUUAGAAAACUGCGAGUCUGCGAGAUUCGUGUCCGAGCGUAUAUCAUUCGCGUCGUCGUCGUACGAGACAAAAUAAUAAUAAAUUGCGCGCAGUGCAUUAAACGUCGCGGCGACCAGACACCGCCAAAAAUCUCGUAAAAAUAAACGCACCACUGCACCGGCUGUACGCGUUUCGUCCGAGGCUCGAAUCCGGCCCGGUCAAAUGAUGCUGGACAUACUGCACCGGCACGUCGUCAGGGACAUGGACGGAUUUCCCAGAAUCUCAAACUCAGACGGCGACUGCGGCGACGGCCCGGCGAGUUGCGAGGGCUGCGGUUCGAAAAUCGUGGACAGGUUCUUGAUGAGAGUGGGUACGAGCAGCUGGCACGAGCACUGCGUCACUUGUACCGCGUGCGGCGUCCCACUGGCCAAGUCGUGCUACUACCGGCACAACGGAUUGUACUGCAAAAACGAUUACGACAGACUAUUUGGCGUCAAAUGCGGCCGGUGUGGCGAGCCUUUGGGAGCCAGAGAGUUGGUUAUGCGGGCCGGGCCCAAUCACGUCUAUCACGUGGGAUGUUUCGCGUGCGUGGCUUGCAUGCAACCGCUACAAAAAGGCCAGCAGUACGUGGUCAAAGCCGGCGGUGGACAACUGUUCUGCCGCACAGACUUCGAAAAAGAAAUAUUUCUCAUGCAACAGAGCGUUGGAAGUCCACAACCAGAUGACAGUUUAACUUUAGACGAGAACUGUAGGCCUCGAGACGGUCGCCGUGGUCCAAAAAGACCCAGAACCAUAUUGACUUCAGUACAACGACGGCAGUUCAAAGCUUCGUUCGAAGUCAGUCCAAAACCUUGUAGAAAGGUACGAGAAGCGCUGGCUAAAGACACUGGUUUAAGUGUGCGAGUCGUGCAAGUAUGGUUUCAAAAUCAAAGAGCCAAAAUGAAGAAAAUCCAAAGAAGUAAACAGGACGAUAAAAAUACGAACAAUAAUAAUGCGAACAAUACGGAUAAAAAUGAAACUGAACACGCCACCAAUACCACGUCUAGCGUUUGUUCUGGAGAUCAUUACUUGAGCUUGAGCACGCUGAGCAUGCACGACAGCAGCGAUUCGAACUAUCAGAACAGCCAGCCGCUGAACCCCAACAUACCGUACUCGCCCGAAGGUACGUACACCGGCGAACAUUCGGUGGACAGUUUCUGCAGUUCGGACGUGUCGCUGGACGGCAGCACCACGGCGGCGGACGAGAUCGGCUCCGACACCAUGUCGCUGGACCUGUCCGUCCACCACGGGACGCUCAACCAAAACGUUCACCAUCCAAAUCACCACCACCACCACCAUCAUCACCAUCACGUCGGCGGCGCAGCGUCCGUGGUGCCGGGCCAGCAGAUCAACCCCAUCGACAAACUUUAUCUGAUGCAAAACUCGUACUUCAACAGCACCGACCAUUAGACCGCGAGCGCGAGAUGACUUUUUGAAUAUUCUACAUGCCUCGUACAGUAUAAUAGUACGCGAUUAUUAUUUUAAUUAUUAUAUUAUUGUUGUUGUAUAUUAUAUAUUAUAAUAUGUUUAUUACCAACGGUUACCGUGUUGGUAAUCAUUGGACUCGAUCGACGGCUUAGGGUCGUAUACUUGUCGCGUCCGUUAUCGUCUCACUGUCCGAUAUAUUAAUAUUACGUAUUAUUAUUUAUAUAUAUAUAUAUAUUAUAUGUGUAUGUGCUUACCUUACUUCGGCAUAGUUUAGUACCUUCAAGUUCACACUACCCGUUUAACGAUAUAUUCCUAUAAAACGUACUUAUUAUAAUGUUUAAUUAUUAUUAUACUGCACUGCGUGCAGGGCGUAACGGAAAUGCAUUUUAUAAGUUAUUAUUCCUACUGUACGCCUCUUGCACGAUAUUUAUGACGUCUACUGUCUAUAUUUUCCAGGUUGACUUAUACGCAUGUGGUAUAUCUAUACAUUAACUCGAUCGAUUAUUGUACCGACUUUGUAUUGUAUUAUCUCUCAUUUUACGUAGUUCAUUACGAAAGACUAUAUGGAUUUUAAAAGAGCCGCCCUUUAUACCGAUAUAUAUUUAUUGUUUCCGAGUGGAGUUAUUUGUGUAGGUCUAAGAAAUUAUAAGCGUGUUGUAACUUCUCUAUAAUAAUAUGAUUAUUAUUUAAUAUACCUAUAUAUUAUA
Molecule: messenger RNA, 2301 nt
Organism: Aphis gossypii (cotton aphid)
Lineage: Eukaryota; Metazoa; Arthropoda; Insecta; Hemiptera; Aphididae
Product: LIM homeobox transcription factor 1-beta-like
Biological process (GO): neuron differentiation; regulation of transcription by RNA polymerase II
Cellular component (GO): nucleus
Molecular function (GO): DNA-binding transcription factor activity, RNA polymerase II-specific; RNA polymerase II transcription regulatory region sequence-specific DNA binding
Source: RefSeq, a predicted model, not a curated record